CUGACUGCUAUUAUUCAGCAAUUCUAAAUGUCACCGAACUGAACCAAUCCACAUUAGCUGAAAGCGAGACAUUUGCGAAUUUCUUGUGUAGUUCCGCUGGUUGUAAAUCUAUAUUUUCUUUUCAACGAGAAAAAAUUGAAGUUUCAAGAUAAUAUAUCGUUUUGCAGAAACUUGUGUCUUUUGCAUUACUGUCAGUGAAAAUACCUAAAAGAUGCCUUCCAGCGAUCCUUUGCCACCGAAAGAGAGUGCUCUGUUUCGUAAAAUUCUAAAAUGCUAUGAGAUGAAACAAUACAAAAAUGGUUUGAAACUGGCGAAGCAGAUUUUAACGAAUCCGAAGUUCACCGAACAUGGCGAAACACUUGCAAUGAAAGGUUUAACGCUGAAUUGUCUUGGUCGAAAAGAUGAAGCUUACGACUACGUACGGCGCGGUUUGCGCAACGAUCUCAAGUCGCACGUUUGCUGGCAUGUUUACGGUCUACUACAGCGUUCGGAUAAAAAAUAUGAGGAAGCCAUUAAGUGCUAUAGAAACGCACUCAAAUGGGAAAAGGACAACAUACAAAUUCUACGCGAUUUGUCACUGUUGCAGAUACAGAUGCGUGAUCUUGAAGGCUACCGAGAAACUCGUCAUCAAUUGUUUAAAUUGCGUCCUUCGCAGCACGCUUCGUGGAUUGGGUUUGCUAUGAGUUACCACCUGCUUGGUGAUUACGACACAGCAAACAACAUUCUUGAAACAUUUCGGGCAUCGCAGUCAGUGGAAAAUUAUGAUUACAAGCACAGUGAGUUGUUGCUGUACCAGAACCAGGUAAUUCGGGAAUCCGGCAAUUACGAGAAGGCUCUUCAGCAUCUCAAGAAAUACCAAUCGCAAAUCCUUGAUACGCUUGCCGUUAGAGAAGCAGUUGGUGAACUGUGCCUUAAACUAGAUCGCCAUGAGGAAGCAACCACGAUCUAUCAUGAAUUGAUCAAGCGUAAUCCAGAAAACAUUGCAUACUAUCAGCAAUAUCUAAAAGCAUUGAAACUUUGCGAGCAAAAGGAAAUUAUAGAAGCAUACGAGCAGAUACAAGUAGAAUACCCGCAAUCUUUCUGCGCCAAGCGUUUACCUUUGGAUGUAGCUCAAGGGGAUGAGUUUCGUGCACUUGUCGAUGAACACCUUCGUCGUAAUAUUCGAAAGGGAGUUCCUCCACUAUUUGUCAAUCUGACUUCGCUCUAUAAAGACAAACAAAAGGUUCAUGUCAUCACAAAAUUGGUUGAAGGCUACUAUCAGAAUCUAACAAGCAGUGGUUAUUUUUCCACGACAGAUAAAGAACAACGCCUUCCAAAAGAGCCAGCAUCUGCACUACUUUGGACUCUAUACUACCUAGCACAACAUUACGACUAUUUAAGAGAAUCAGAAAAGGCGCUAGAUUUUAUCAACGCUGCUAUUGAGCACACUCCAACUCUAAUUGAGCUUUUCGUCACUAAGGCCCGAAUCUAUAAACACGCUGGCGAUGUUUUAGAAGCAGUCAAAUGGAUGGACGAAGCACAGAGCUUGGAUACAGCUGAUCGCUAUAUCAAUUCAAAAUGCGCCAAAUACAUGCUACGUGCCAAUCAGAUCAAAGAAGCCGAAGAUAUUUGCGCAAAGUUUACGCGCGAAGGUGUUUCAGCAAUGGAAAAUCUCAAUGAAAUGCAAUGCAUGUGGUUUCAAACUGAGUGCGCACUUGCUUACCAGCGUCUGGAAAAGUGGGGAGAAGCUUUGAAAAAAUGUCACGAAGUCGAUCGUCACUUUUCUGAAAUUAUAGAAGACCAGUUCGAUUUCCACACUUAUUGUAUGCGGAAAAUGACUCUACGUUCGUAUGUAGGACUACUUCGUUUAGAAGAUGUGUUGCGAAGGCAUCCUUUUUACUUCAAGGCUGCGAAAUGUGCUAUAGAGGUUUACGUACGUUUAUUUGACAAACCAUUACCAGCAGAAUCGACAGAAGAAGAACUAGAUAUUGAGAAUUUGCCGCCAUCUGAACUGAAGAAGUUACGCAACAAACAACGUAAGGCUGCAAAAAAGAAGGCAGAGCAGGAAAUUGCACAGGCGUCGCAAGCAAAUCAGAAAAAAGAACAGCACAACAAACAACGUAACGCUAACCAGGAUGGUGACCCAGAAGCCCCUCAACUGGACGAGUUAAUACCUGAUAAGUUGGCACGACCAGAAGAUCCUCUUGAAAAAGCAAUUGAAUUUUUAAGACCACUACAAAUACUCGCCAAAGACAACAUCGAAACACAUUUGAUGGCUUUCGAGAUUUACUCGCGCAAGUGCAAGUUGCUUUUAAUGUUGCAGUCGUUAAAACGAGCUCGCGCUAUUGAUGCUACCAAUCCAACGUUACAUAACUGUAUUAUCAGGUUUUUUAAAAUUCUCGAAUGCCGAAUUGCGGCCAACGAAAUCGAAGAAAGUGUUAAACUAGUUAUCGAACGGGAACGCUCCCAAUUGUUUCGUGGGACCAAUACUGCCAUUAAACUGAAUGAUACUUAUAUGGCGUUAAAUCAAAACAACCCUGAUGCACUGUACGAAGUAACUAAAAUCAUGUAUCAGCUAGAUGAAUCAAGACGAGAUGAGGCAGUAAAACUUCUAACAUCGGUCGAUUUAAACAACGUUACGUUAGAGAACGCAACAAAGCUGUUUCUACUAAUACAAUCUGGGUUCUUUUGUGGCGCAUCCGAAGAGCAACUAAACGCCUUCAAGAAAAAUUGCCAGAGACGGUUUCCGUUAGCCAUUAUAUUUGCAGAUAUAGCAACAUCGGUUACCACUCUCACCACAACCCAGUCGCCAUUACCUGCCGCUUCGGAAACGAUGACUACAAACGCGACCGGUAUAACCAUGUGUCCGGUCGAGCAACAAACCAAGACCGCAUCGCAACAAAACACAGGAAACGAAAUUAAAGCAAACUAACUGAAACUAUGCCAGCUCCAAAUAGAUUAGUCGGUUUUUACUUUAGUUCAAAUCCAUCGGAAUAGUGUGAAAUGCAAUUUUGUCACUAACUAAAUCUGUUUUAGUUCUAUGCGGAACUAAAUUCCCAAAACAAAGAAUACGUUUGAAACCCAUACCAUUCGUGAAAAUCACUGUUGAGAUUCGAAUCUACGUUCAAAUUAUUUCGCUUUCUGAGUGAAUGUUCUGAGAGUUAAAGCAACCCGUUUUCUGUAGAAUACCGGUAAUAAGAUUAACAUUCAAAUCUCAUUCAUAUUAUGAUAUACCUCAUCUCCCCAGAUAUUGCAAAGGUAAAUCAAAAAUGUAAUGUUUGAAUGAUUUCGGAAAUGUUGAAAGGAAUUAUCUUUGAUCAUACUUUUAAUUUAAUGGGUUUAAAACCAUAAAAAGCUGCUAGCCACUGUAAGUCGUCAUUUUCUUUCAGAACUGCAAAUAGCUUCGAUAAAACAAAUUCCGGAAAGUUUACCCACGAUUACAAAAGUGCUUGUAAUACGAAUCAGACGUGUGUAAGUAAAGAGGUACAAUUAAAAAGGAGCUUAAGAAACUAGAA
Wyeomyia smithii (pitcher-plant mosquito) is the source of this 3494-nucleotide messenger RNA. RefSeq names its product N-alpha-acetyltransferase 15, NatA auxiliary subunit (gene Naa15-16). Gene Ontology annotation, cellular component: cytoplasm; NatA complex. Gene Ontology annotation, molecular function: protein binding; protein-N-terminal amino-acid acetyltransferase activity. The record is from RefSeq and is a predicted model, not a curated record. Lineage: Eukaryota; Metazoa; Arthropoda; Insecta; Diptera; Culicidae. Bases 212 to 2911 code for a protein of 899 amino acids. Gene Ontology annotation, biological process: N-terminal peptidyl-methionine acetylation. The transcript has 6 exons.